CUGGGCCCAGCUUCCUUCAAAAUGUCUACUGUUCAUGAAAUUAUCUGCAAGCUCAGCUUGGAGGGGGAUCGCUCCAUGCCCCCAAGUGCAUAUGAGUCGGUCAAAGCAUACACCAAUUUUGAUGCUGAGUGUGAUGCUCUGAACACUGAAAUGGCCAUCAAGACCAAAGGUGUGGAUGAGGUCACCAUUGUGAACAUUUUGACCAACCGCAGCAAUGAACAGAGACAGGAUAUUGCCUUCGCCUACCAGAGAAGGACCAAAAAGGAACUUGCAUCAGCACUGAAAUCAGCCUUGUCUGGCCACCUAGAGACAGUGAUUUUGGACCUAUUAAGAACACCUGCUCAAUAUGACUCUUCUGAGCUGAAAGCCUCCUUGAAGGGACUGAGGACUGAUGAGGACUCCCUCAUUGAGAUCAUCUGCUCAAGGACCAACCAAGAGCUUCAGAAAAUUAACAGAGUCUACAAGGAAAUGUACAAGACUAAUCUGGAGAAGGACAUCGUUUCUGACACAUCCGGUGACUUCCGCAAGCUGAUGGUUGCCCUUGCAAAGGGUAGAAGAGCAGAGGAUGGCUCUGUCAUUGAUUAUGAACUGAUUGACCAAGAGGCCCGGGUUCUCUACGAUGCCGGAGUGAAGAGGAAAGGAACUGAUGUACCCAAGAGGAUCAGCAUCAUGACUGAGCGGAGUGUGUGUCAUCUCCAGAAAGUAUUUGAGUACAAGAGCUACAGCCCUUGUGACAUGUUGGAGAGCAUCAAGAAGGAGGUCAAAGGAGACCUGGAAAAUGCUUUCCUAAACCUGGUCCAGUGCAUUCAGAAUAAGCCCCUGUAUUUUGCUGACCAGAUGUACGACUCCAUGAAGGGCAAGGGGACUCGUGAUCAAGUUCUGAUAAGAAUCAUGGUCUCUCGCAGUGAAGUGGACAUGUUGAAAAUUAGGUCUGAAUUCAAGAGAAAGUAUGGCAAGUCCCUGUAUUACUACAUCCAGCAAGACACGAAGGGCGACUACCAGAAAGCGCUGCUGUACCUGUGUGGUGGGGAUGACUGAGGCCCACGACGGUUAAGCAUCCAGGAAUGGUGCUCCUUUCUUUCCAGCUAACAAUUCUAGAAA
This is a messenger RNA of Neogale vison (American mink), 1101 nucleotides long. RefSeq names its product annexin A2-like. Gene Ontology annotation, cellular component: cytoplasm. The record is from RefSeq and is a predicted model, not a curated record. Gene Ontology annotation, molecular function: calcium-dependent phospholipid binding; calcium ion binding; cytoskeletal protein binding. Lineage: Eukaryota; Metazoa; Chordata; Mammalia; Carnivora; Mustelidae.